This is a messenger RNA of Adineta steineri, 1858 nucleotides long. Lineage: Eukaryota; Metazoa; Rotifera; Eurotatoria; Adinetida; Adinetidae. The record is from the annotation of a GenBank genome assembly.
AUGACAAUAACAAUAUUCGAAGAUCUUUCAAUCGAACUGUUCCGUGAAAUAUUUACUUAUUUUCAAUUACAUGAAGUAUUCAAUAGUUUGUCCAAUCUUAAUUCUCGAUUUGCUGCUAUUAUUAAUAACAUGCCACUUAUGCCUGUUUAUUUGGGUUCAAAUAUUACGAAUAUAAGUUUAACUGAAUUCUAUCAUAUACAUUUAUCACAAUCAAAUGUAUGUCAUCGUGUUAUUUCAUUAUGUGUAUCAGAUGAAUUCUUUUCUGAUAAUGGAUUAUGGUUAUCUAAACAUGUAUCUACUUUCAUCAAUCUUCGUCAUUUAUCUUUAAUUGAUAUAGAACGUCCUAUAUUUGAGUCGAUACUUAAUAAGUGUUUAUUGAAUACAUCUCUCAUCGUGUUUUCAAUACGAUUUACAGCUCAUUGUUGUGCUGCUUAUACAUAUGCAGGUGUGCCUGAAGGUGCAUAUUAUGAACGAAUUUUUCAUUUAUUUCCUUUUUUACGUAUAUGUCAUCUACAAUUCUGGCGAUAUAUAUACAGUAAUUUAGACAAACGACUAAAUCUACCACUCAAUCAAGUUUUUAUAACGGUUAAAACAAGUCUUUUCAAUCUACAAUCGAUUGUGAUUCAAGAAUGUUCACCAGUCUUUUUAUUACAUUUAUUAGAACAUCUUCCACAAUUGCAAGAUCUUAGCUUUGGUUUGUCUGCUCUUUGGUUACCUGAUAAACAUCCAUUGAAAAAUCAUAUUAACAAUCGAGUUUCUAAUAUUAACAAACAUCUAGUUCCAAAUCUACGCCGUCUUAAAAUAACAUUGAACAAUGAUAUUCGUGAUGGAGAAUCAAUUGAUCAAUUAUUUGAUCAUGAUGUUUUGUUUUCGUUGACGAAUUUCACAUUAGUGGGGAUUGUAACUGGAUCCAAAGUUGUUGGUAAUUUACUUUCUAUGCUUUCUGAUCAAUGUUCAUAUACAUUAAUGGUUAAUUGGCGUGUAAGAACGAUGAUAUCAUAUUCGGACACAAGUAUCAUUUUAUUAGAUACUUUUCGACAAUUACAAAGUCGAAUACGAAUCGAAUUAAAAUUAUCUUUAUACCAGCAAUGUUAUACUAUUGCAGUUUCAACGAUACCACAAGCAAAAACAACUUUAUAUGCUAAUGAAUAUUUAGGCGAAAACGUUGUAUGGGCAUAUGUAGACUUUCUUUUUUUCCUUUUAUGAUAAAUAUUGUUUUUCUGAAUCUAGACAAAGUCGAUGUUGAUCAAAUGUACUGAUGAUCUGGAACAAUCGUUCAGUAUAUAUUAAUAAGAUUUACAUAAGUUGUACAAAUAUUGAAAUAAACCACGAAUAUUUCUCUUUACUCGACUUUUUUCCGGAUUAUAAUUGUUUGUGCGUUAAUAAAUAACUUUGUUAUCUUAUAAAAGUUGGAAACUCUAAUUAACCACAGUUGUUUUUCUUCUCCUCAUUGAAAUAUUUCCUUGUGCACAAAUGUCUACAUGAGCACGUUUUAUAUGACUAGAUUUAUGUUAAUUCCCUGUUCUAUUUGAUUCUUUUCUCUUACACGUCUCUACUAUCAAUAAUGAUAAGAAAUAAAUUGGAAUAUUAUAUACAAAAGGGAAGCAUUAGUCGACUGAUGUAUAGAUAUAUAACAGUAGUUGAUGACAAAAUAUCUCCGAUUACUUUUCAUUCUCAAUAACAGAUAAUAAUAUCAAGUUAAAAGAUAUUGAUAUUCUAUAUAUCGUUAAGAAUAUUCUGUCAGUAUUAGUUCUAUAUCAGCUAUUGAUUCAUUGACUAAGAAUCGACGAUCGACAAAAAUCAUGACAAUACAUUUGAUUUAUAUUAUAUUUUUUAUGUUUUCUAUAAACAUAUUUGG